AUGUCUGUUCUGCUGCUGUCGAUUGCUCACUCCACGUGCUUGAUGCCCAAGGCUAUCCCCUUGCCCUUGUGUUUUUUGGUGCAGUUACUGGGACACCUGGGAUUGUGGUGCUACACGCAUGAGACGGGCGAGGUCUGGGUCGGCAACAACAUAGCCUUCAGACGGCAGUUUCACAACCGUGAUUCCUGUGUCCUGGAGGGCCUAGGAGCUGUGUGUUGUGGCAACGUUAUCCCUGUUGAUCGGGCUUGUGUGUGGUCCCUUUUCUUUGGUUGGUUACUUAUCCCCUGGACCAGCCCAGAGGAGGUCAGUUGUCAUGGGGUGAAGCCCGACACCAGCACUGCGGCGCACACGGUGCUGUUAACCUCACCUGUGCAUGAAACGAUGAAGGUGAUAGUUAAAGAAGGCGCGGACGUGCUGUACAUGCCUCUCUGGGAGCUCGAGGAGCUGCUUGACUGCCGCAGCAAGAUGUACGACAUGGUGCCGGAGGUGACCGUGAAGGGCCUCUUCGGUUACUAUGGCGGCAUGGCACGGUACGUGCUGCAGCAUCCGUCGCUGGACCCCGACCGGGAGGUGCUUGAGUUGCUGAGGCCGCUGCGCACCGCGAUUGAUACUUGCAACGUUAAACAGACUGAAAGCCCCUGCGUUACAGCGGCGGAUGCUGGCUCGGUAACAUCAUCCUGCCAAGAGCCACAUGCAACCAACUUCCAGCACACCAACGUGAUCGAGACCUAUCAAGGUCGAUAA
Volvox carteri f. nagariensis is the source of this 744-nucleotide messenger RNA. RefSeq lists its product as uncharacterized. The coding region runs from base 1 to 744 and encodes 247 amino acids. The record is from RefSeq and is a predicted model, not a curated record. The transcript has 8 exons. Lineage: Eukaryota; Viridiplantae; Chlorophyta; Chlorophyceae; Chlamydomonadales; Volvocaceae.